AUGCUCCCCACAUCCAGGGGAAGUAUUUCCCUGACAUCGAAAGAUCCGCUUGCGGCUCCGCGCAUCGAUCCGAACUACUAUGCUACUGAGCUUGACCGCACUGCCAUCCGUGCUGGUGUGAGACAUGUCCCGCAAGUCUAUCAAGAGACAGAGGCCCUCAAGGAUGUCAUCGAGGCCGAGACUCCUCCAGAGGGUUAUCCUCCCUUGCGGACGGAUUCCUCCGAUGAAGAAAUCGAUGCCCGAGUCCGGCGUGGUAAUACCUUCUUUCAUCCCGGUGGUAGCUGUGCCAUGGACAAGGCGGUUGACAGUGUUUGGCGGCUGUAUGGUGUUAAAGGACUUCGGGUGGUUGAUGCCAGUGUACUUCCCACUCCAAUUGCUGCGCAUUAUCAGAUUUGUACUUAUACAUUGGCGGAGAGGGCUGCGGAUUUCAUUAAAGCCAUAGCUAGUUGA
Messenger RNA from Penicillium alfredii, 450 nucleotides. Its product is annotated as GMC family oxidoreductase. The transcript has a single exon. Bases 1 to 450 code for a protein of 149 amino acids. The record is from RefSeq and is a predicted model, not a curated record. Lineage: Eukaryota; Fungi; Ascomycota; Eurotiomycetes; Eurotiales; Aspergillaceae. Gene Ontology annotation, molecular function: flavin adenine dinucleotide binding; oxidoreductase activity, acting on CH-OH group of donors.